AUGCUGCCCAAGAGAGCAGAUCGGACGAUCCUAGCUGCGCCGUUGGUGGCGGCGGGGCUGGUGGCGCCUCUGCUGUUGAUACUCCUGUCAGUCAAGAUACUCACGAAGAACGCGAUGCUUCUGGGUGGCAUAUGGCGGAGGACACAGCAAUACCUGCAGCAGUGCUACGAAGCCCUCGCCUCCGGCCAGAGCUUACCGAGACCGCCACCGACUGGCCCGUCGCCGAGUGAUAUCCUUCUCACCAUGGAGCAGCAGCUGCGGUCAGGUAUCACUCCGACCCUCCCCACCUCUGCUGAUGACAGGGCGGGGCUUUUGGCGAGCUCUCUUGUGCCAAACGACAGCAGUGGUAGCAGCAGCAACAGCGCCACACUGACUGCCCAUUCCUCCUCCUCCUCCGGCCCGCUCCCUCCAACACCAGCGCCGAUAACUUCAUUAGACAGUUCGUCGUCGAGCGUUUCCUCCUUUGUCGUUCCGAUAACUCCUUCCUUGACGAAGAAGCGCGGGAGAAUUUCAGGAAGGGGUAUUGUGCUUCCCGGAAGCAUCGGCCGGGGCAGGGGAGGGGCGGCGGCCCCCGAGCUAUCCUUCGUUGUGGUGAAAGAGUGGGCGUUUUCGGAAAAGAAGAAGAGAGGCGUCGAGGUUGUCGAGAAGCCGCCAUUUUUCUCGGAGCUGUGGAUGAUGAUGGCCGCGUUCGGCGACCCCCGGGGCAACGUAACCUGUAAGUGCUCCGGGCACGGGGAGAAGGCGUGUCCUUGUAUCGAGGGUGUCGCCGCUAUGGAGAAGCUGGUGAAGGCGGUGGGGAUCCGGAUGGUGCAUGUCUGCCGCGAGUGGUCGGCCCCAAGCCGAAUUAGGGUCAAGCAUAUCUGGAUGGCCAUGCCGGGAGAGAUGCGGGAAUACAUGGCGUGGAAGGAGGCCCACUCUAAGAGGGGAACAAAAAGCGAGGUGGAGAGGGGGGCGGACCUGCGCCUGAGCGACGUGGAUGACGAUGACGAUGAUGAUGACGACGACGAAGACGAUGAUGACGACGAUGAUGGUGAUGUUGCUCACAAAGGUGGCAUGAGAGUAGGGGGCAAUGGCAACGGCGAUGCACCGGCAAGAAACAAGGGGAAGGGCGCGAGUAGUAUAGAACCAACCGGAGAAAUCGCUAGCGGGGGUGCAGGAGCAGCAGCGAUAGCAGCGCCAGUACCCUUGGUAGGAGGGGCGAGUUCAGGAAAGGGCGCUGCUGCGAGUGGGGGCGCCAACGCCGAUGCUGACAAGGCGAUGGCGGGGGUUACGCACAGUGAGGCCACCCCUUGGCAAAAACAGCAAAUCCUGCCAAAGAACAAGCACCGCAAGCAACAGCACGAGGAAGACAAGCGGAGCGAUGGUGAUGGCGGAGGGGAGGCCAGGGAGUGGGCAGCCGAGGAGGAAGAAGUGGCCAGUCGCAUAGAAAAUCGCAAGAGGUUCGCUGACGAAAGGACGGUUGGCAUGGAAGAGGAGGACUACGUCAAGACGUUUUUCGAAUUCAGGAAGGCUUUCUUUCUGAAGGGGCGCUGCCGGACCAAUCCGCACGGAGACAAGAAGAAGCACCCCCCAGGGUCUCGACCUUUCCUGGCGAGCUACCUCGAACUGCAGGAUUCACAGGAGGCGAAAGACAAGAAGCUUCUUGAAGCUCUGGCUUUUAUGAUGUAUGACUACGUUGGCAGGGUGAUUGAGGGGGCGAUACGGAAGAGGACUGGGGGGCGGCUGGUCUGCGAUGACUCGGACGCGAUGCUUUCGGCGGAGGAGAUCACUGCAGCAGGCGCCGCCCUUCCACCCCUCUCCGGCCGCGAGCAACGGGAGAACGUGCGCGCUUUCCGAGCCGCCAACCCCGAAGGCAUCGCAUACAACCGGCCCUUGAGUCGUUUUACCAUCGGGCUCGAGCACAGAGGGGAUCCGCUGCGCUGGCCGCGCAACACGAUAGAGGGGGGCCGCAUGCUCGUGGGGGGCGGGGAGGUUGUGGACACGAACGACAAGAGCCUCGCUGAGGAGGCGACGGCGCUCUUUGAGAGCGAUUUCGCGGACUUUUGA
Molecule: messenger RNA, 2046 nt
Organism: Ectocarpus siliculosus
Lineage: Eukaryota; Phaeophyceae; Ectocarpales; Ectocarpaceae
Source: the annotation of a GenBank genome assembly